AUGUACUUGGCUCGGGCCGGGUUUGCGGUUGAUGUUUUUGAGCGGCUGCCAGAGCCGUCGUGCAUGGCCGCGGACAAGCGGCGCGCCUACAUGAUUGCGCUGACUGAGCGGGGUCAGGCCGCCCUGACAGCCCUGGGCAUCGACCUGUCCGCCCACGGCCAGGCGCACACCAGCGGGGCCAUCUGCCUGCACACGGCCCUCGGCACCCACAGGCUGUCGUGUGCCGAGAGCAGUGUCGGCUUCACUAGGGCGGAUCUGACGCAGAUGCUCAUCGACGAGGCACGAUCCCGCUACCCUCGUCAGAUCACCUUGCACUUCGGCGCCAAGCUGGCUGGCGUGGACCUGGAGGGGCAGGUUGCGACGUUUGAUGAGAUGACAUCAGCAGCACCCCCUGGUGACAUCAGCAGCGGCGGCGGGGCGGGUAAUUUGGGUGAUGGUGUCGUGGGGGCCAAGGCGGAGGCAGCAGCGGCGCGCAACUUCCCUUACGACCUGAUUGUUGGAGCGGACGGCGCCAACAGCCAGGUGCGCGCCGCGAUGCAGGAGGCGGACCCGUCCCUGAGGGUCGACGUCGCCGACAGCGGCCGCGAGUACCUCACAUUCCACUCGAUCCCUCCUGCCCCCGGCAUGGAGCCCCCAUCUGGCCCCAGCCCCUCUAGCGGCGCCACGGCCACCACCACCGGCGGCGCCGCCGGCGCCGCAGCCGGGGCCGGCGGCGGCGCGGGGCAGGGGGCCGGGGCGGGGCAGGAGCUGCAUCUGUUUGCGUCUGGGGACCCGCGGGCGAUGCUGUCUGCCCACAGGAGCUGCAACGACCCCGGGUUCAGCGGCAUGGUGGCACUGGAGGCGGGGGGAUUCGACGAGCUGGUGACGCCGGCUGAUUUCGAGGCUAUGCUGAAGGCCAAGUUCCGCCAGGCGCCGGCCGAGUGGGUGCCGCUCGUGGCCGCCCAGCUCUCCGCCGCCAAGGCCGCCGCCGGCCGUCCCAGCAGCGUCGGCAAGCGCAUCCGCGUGUCGCGCCUCGACGGGCGGGCGGCGAUCCUCGUAGGCGACGCCGCGCACGGCGUGACGCCCGUGCACGGCCAGGGCGCGAACUCGGCGCUCGAGUCGUGCGCGGUCCUCGGCGCCGCGCUGUCGCGCGCCGCCGCUGACGCCGCCGCGGCGGCUAAGGCCCGAGGGUCCGGCCUGGCACAGGCUAGAGCGGCCGCCGUGGCGGCGGUGCCCGCCGCGUUCGACGCCGCGCGGCGUGCCGACGCGCACGCGCUGGCCGCGCUCGAUGAGAAGGCGCACGCGCUGUUCGAGAGCCCUUCGCUGUUCAACGCCGACUUUCGGGAUAUGGUCGGCCACGUGUCCCUCGGGCUGCUGUCCCGCCUGAUGCCGGGCAGCUCAGGGAGAAAGGGGCCGCCCGAGCUUUUGCAGAUCGGCAGCACGCUCCCUUACUCAGAUAUCGUCAGGGCGAUGGACAGGGACGCGCGCGCGGCCAAGGCGGUCGGGCAGGCGCUGGCCGGCGCGGUCGCGGCAGUUGGGCUGCACUCGCUCGCGGGCGCCGCGGCGGCGGCGGCGGCGACAACGGGCGGGCUGCCUGGACUGUGA
Molecule: messenger RNA, 1584 nt
Organism: Monoraphidium neglectum
Lineage: Eukaryota; Viridiplantae; Chlorophyta; Chlorophyceae; Sphaeropleales; Selenastraceae
Product: monooxygenase
Exons: 5
Coding region: 1-1584 (527 amino acids)
Biological process (GO): NAD+ metabolic process
Molecular function (GO): NAD(P)H oxidase H2O2-forming activity; FAD binding; kynurenine 3-monooxygenase activity
Source: RefSeq, a predicted model, not a curated record